Sinocyclocheilus grahami is the source of this 1498-nucleotide messenger RNA. RefSeq lists its product as uncharacterized. The record is from RefSeq and is a predicted model, not a curated record. NCBI's taxonomy places the organism in Eukaryota, Metazoa, Chordata, Actinopteri, Cypriniformes, Cyprinidae. The transcript has 2 exons. The coding region runs from base 130 to 1491 and encodes 453 amino acids.
CUGCUGACAAUCGUGCAGUGAUGUUACAUACUAACUAUACAUGUGUUAGUUAGUCCACGGAGCAUCAGUACCCCAGUGGCUGAGGAGGGUAGUUUGAGCACAACAUCCGAGAACCUGGAACCCAACCAGAUGCAGCUUGCUAUGGAGAAGAAUAUCCAAGGCUACAGACCUCAAGUGAAGUGGCCUAAGUCUGGAAGCAAGAAAGAGUGGACAAAAGUCAACGCAGACCCAAGUAAGAUCCUGAAUGAACUCAGAGGAACAGCAGAGAAGAAGCUAGAUAAAAUGAGCGAUCUGGUGUACUCAUACGGGGUGGAAAGAUUCGGAGCAAAAGAGAGAGGAAAGAAAAAAAACAACAACCCCUCCCAAGUCCAGAAGGCAGCAAGAAAUCAUGUGCCUGGUCAAAAAGAGAAGGGAUUUGAGAAAACAGUGGAAGAAAUCCUCACCAGAAGAGUGAGCUGGCAUAAACCUUCUGCAAGCAGAUCUAAAGGAACGUCUGGGAAGACUGCAGAGAGCAGAAAACGAUGCAAGAAGAAGGAGAGGACAAGAACAUCCUUCUACAAAGAUCCUUUCAGAUUUGUGAAAGCUCUCUUUACAAAGGAAAAGAGUGGGUCACUUAAAGUGUCAAAGAAGGAGCUGGAGGACCACCUGAAAGCAACACACACAGACAGCCAGAUAUAUGAGCAGAGGGUGAUACCACCAGACAUGCCACCCAUUCCUCAACCAGAACAUCAAUUGGAUGACAGCCCUCCAAGGUGGAGCGAGGUUGAGAAAACUGUGAGAAAACCAAGGGCAACUUCAGCUCCUGGACCAAACGGAGUUCCAUACCGGCUGUACAAGAAUGCUCCAGAGGUUCUUCGUUUCCUGUGGAGGCAAAUGAAAGUGGUUUGGAAAAAACAAACCAUCCCAAAAACAUGGCGAAGAGCAGGGGGAGUGCUAAUCCCAAAGGAAAAGGAUGCCUUGAACAUCAACCAGUUUCGAAAAAUCAAUCUCUUGAAUGUUGAAGGAAAGAUCUUCUUUAGCAUUGUUCCUCAAAGGAUGACAACAUACCUGAAACAAAACAAAUUGAUUGAUACGUCGAUACAGAAAGCUGGUAUACCAGGCUUCUCGGGAUGCUUAGAACAUACUAGUAUGAUAUGGGUAGUAGGAGGAGAACGUCUGCAGUCUGGACAGCAUCUUCCUCCUAUUCGUGCAUACAUGGAUGACAUGGCCACCCUGACCUCAACCAUUGCAUGUACCAAACGUCUACUGGCAAAGCUUCAUGCCAACAUAACAUGGGCGCGUAUGAAGUUAAAACCCAGUAAAUCUAGAAGCAUAUCCAUUGUCAGAAGGAAACUCAUAGACCAGAGAUUCCACAUCGAUGAAACACCCAUUCCAAUGGUGCAGGAGAUGCCAGUCAAGAGCUUCGGGCAAUGGUACAAUGCAAGCUUCAAGGACUCAGAUCAGAGUGACCAACUGAGGGAAGAAACCAUAGGGCCUUUCGCACCGCUUUAGUUCUAGA